CUCUGGAAAUUGGGAUUUGGCUGAGUACCUAACCUUAGCUUCGUGAGGCUUGGAAAGCGGGGCUAGGAAUUCCACCACGUAGAGAAGACAACGUUAAGGGCAAUGAAUUUAUCUGGGAGUCCCGAGUCCCGUUCCAGGACCCGGAGCUCCAUGAGAGGUGGGGAGACGCUGGUACGUUUCCGACCUCCGAACGCUGGGGGCGCUGUGAACUCCGCGUAGCCUCUAGACCCUGGGAGUUGACCGCGCAAGCGCACUCAGGGCUUUUCGGCGCACCCACGUGUGGACCUUCUCAGCAGCUUUUUAGGAGGAAAAUGCCCAAGUUCAAGCCGGCCCGUGGGGCCGGGAGUCAAGAAAAGCAUGCACCCCUGGCCGAGCAGAUCCUGGCUGGGGAUGCGGUGCGGGCAGGGACCCGGGAAAAGCGACGGGGUCGCGGAACCGAAGAGGAGGAAGAGUACGUGGGCCCCCGGCUGAGCCGGCGGAUUCUGCAACAAGCUCGGCAGCAGCAGGAGGAGCUCGAGGCGGAGCACGGGAGUGGGGACCGACCCGCCAAGCCUCGGGAGCGCGCCACGCGGCUGGGUCCAGGAGCACCACAGGCUGGAUCAGAUGAUGAGGACGAGGAGUGGCCCACCCUGGAGAAGGCCGCCAAGAUGACAGGGGUGAGCCACCACGCAGAGGUGGUUGUGGACCCUGAGGACGAACGUGCCAUUGAAAUGUUCAUGAACAAGAACCCUCCUGCCAGGCGCACCCUGGCCGACAUCAUCAUGGAGAAACUGACCGAGAAGCAGACUGAGGUGGAGACAGUCAUGUCAGAGGUGUCAGGCUUUCCUAUGCCACAGCUGGACCCCCGGGUCCUGGGGGUCUACAGAGGGGUCCGGGAGGUGUUAUCUAAGUACCGCAGUGGAAAGCUGCCCAAGGCCUUUAAAAUCAUCCCUGCACUCUCCAACUGGGAGCAGAUCCUCUACGUCACGGAGCCUGAGUCCUGGACUGCAGCCGCCAUGUACCAAGCCACCAGGAUCUUCGCCUCCAACCUGAAGGAACGCAUGGCCCAGCGCUUCUACAACCUCGUCCUGCUGCCCCGGGUGCGCGAUGACAUCGCAGAGUACAAACGCCUCAACUUCCACCUCUACAUGGCUCUGAAGAAGGCCCUGUUCAAGCCCGGGGCCUGGUUCAAAGGGAUCCUGAUCCCUCUGUGUGAGUCGGGCACCUGCACGCUCCGUGAAGCCAUCAUCGUGGGCAGCAUCAUAACCAAGUGCUCCAUCCCCGUGUUGCACUCCAGCGCCGCCAUGCUGAAGCUGGCGGAGAUGGAAUACAGUGGGGCCAACAGCAUCUUCCUGCGGCUGCUGCUGGAUAAGAAGUACGCGCUGCCCUACCGGGUGCUGGACGCCCUGGUCUUCCACUUCCUGGGCUUCCGGACGGAGAAGCGUGAGCUGCCCGUGCUCUGGCACCAGUGCCUGCUGACGCUGGCCCAGCGCUACAAAGCCGACUUGGCCUCGGACCAGAAGGAGGCCCUCCUGGAACUGCUCCGGCUGCAGCCCCACCCACAGCUGUCCCCCGAGAUCAGGCGCGAGCUUCAAAGCGCCGUCCCCCGAGAUGUGGAAGAUGUCCCCGUCACCAUGGAGUGAGGACAGCAGUCACCUGCCCUGGUCCC
Molecule: messenger RNA, 1648 nt
Organism: Chinchilla lanigera (long-tailed chinchilla)
Lineage: Eukaryota; Metazoa; Chordata; Mammalia; Rodentia; Chinchillidae
Gene: Bysl
Product: bystin-like
Exons: 7
Coding region: 312-1622 (436 amino acids)
Biological process (GO): rRNA processing
Cellular component (GO): nucleolus; preribosome, small subunit precursor; cytoplasm
Molecular function (GO): snoRNA binding
Source: RefSeq, a predicted model, not a curated record